GCCAUUUCAAGAAUCACAGACUCACAAUAACUAACAGUUUGAUUUGCCACGUAUAGCAUAAUAAAAGAAAUUUUAUGUUGGCAAAAGAAACAAAGGCUGUGGUAAAUUUUAGGCUUUCUAUAAAUGAAAUCUCAUCACUUUCACAAUCUCUGACGAAGUACACCAAGAGAAGAAAGAACCUUCAAGAUUAAUUUAGGUUUAUACUGUUUUGUUUCUAUGCAGAAAGCAACUAUGAAUUAUAAAAAUUCUGUUACUUUCUUCUUCCUCAUUGCUCUUCUCAUCCUCCCCUUCAUGCUUUUCCCUGCCACAGCUGCUGGAGGAGUAGGAGGCUUGGAGGUGUACUGUGGGAGUAGAUGCAGAGGAAGGUGUGCCAAGGCAGGGUUUCGAGACAGAUGUAUCAAGUAUUGUGGCGUUUGUUGCAGACAAUGUAAGUGUGUUCCUUCUGGUACCUUUGGAAACAAGCAUCAGUGCCCUUGCUAUCGAGACAAGCUUAGCUCCAAGGGCAAACCCAAGUGCCCUUAAUAUCUAUUCAAUUUUGUUUCCUUAAUUAAUCACUUUUUUAAAAUAAUAACAACGACAUGCGUUUGCAUUUGCAUGCAUGCGUAUGGUCUGGUUUUAAAUGCUUCUUAUUUCUUAACUUCCUUUCUCUUAGUAUCAAAAUUGUAAGUUGUCUCUCUCUGUCUCUCUAUAUAUGUGUAUUUUAUCUCUAAAGGAGUUAUACAAUGGAUGUUUUGAAAGUUAUAUGGAUUAUACUCGGCAUAUGAAAGCAAAUUAAGAAAAUAU
Molecule: messenger RNA, 783 nt
Organism: Thlaspi arvense
Lineage: Eukaryota; Viridiplantae; Streptophyta; Magnoliopsida; Brassicales; Brassicaceae
Source: the annotation of a GenBank genome assembly